AUGGGACGGAAACAGACUAUUUUCUCCGCCCUUUUUCUGGCAGUCGGAGGCUUUCUUUUCGGAUAUGACAGUGGAAUCAUCACCUCGACGAUCUCCUUAGACACUUUUAAGGAAUACUUCGGCGACCCCAGCUCGACGGUAACUGGAGGGGUCGUGUCGUCCUUUCAGGGGGGUGCCAUUGCGGGUACGAUGGUCAACAUACUCUUUGCGGAUAAACUUGGGCGAAAAUACACCAUCCUAGUGGGCGCAAUUAUCUCUUGUCUAGGAUGUGCUUUGCAGGCCGGCGCAGUCAACAUGGCCAUGUUAAUCGUGGGCCGCUUUAUCGCGGGCCUGGCGGUUGGCAUGUUAACUGCGACGAUCCCCAUGUACGCCUCUGAACUCUCCGAGCCCCAAUUUCGCGCCACUCUGGCCGGUUUGUUGCAGUGGAUGUUGAGCUGGGGGUUCUUGGUGGCCCAAUGGCUGGGAUAUGGUUGCUCCUUUGUCACAAACGAGUUUUCCUGGCGCUUCCCUCUCGCCGUGCAGAAUAUUCCCGGCCUAAUCCUCAUCAGCGGCAUUUGGUUCCUGCACGAGUCGCCUCGCUGGCUAAUGGAACAAGACCGUCACGAAGAGGCUCGCAAGAUUCUCGAGAGCCUGCGCAGCGGUCUUGAUCCUGAAAGAAUUGACCUGGAGUUCCGCGAAAUCCGGGACGUCAUCCUGGCUGACCGUGCGCUUGGAGAUAUCACCUGGCGAUCUAUCAUCACGAAGCCCUCCUGGCGUCGCCGACUCAUCCUCGGCUGCGGCGUGCAGGCAUUUGGGCCCCUAUCUGGCAUCAACGUAAUUAACUACUACGGUCCCCGCAUCUACGAGAUCUUGGGAAUUGAUAACCACACCUCACUUAUGAUUGUGGGAAUUAGCGGUGCUCUUUCUAUCGUGUACUGCACAAUUGGACUAUUCCUGCUCGAUCGCAUUGGACGUAUUAAGCCGCUCAUCGUGGGCGCCGCGGGGUGUGCAGCGGCGUUGCUUGUGAACGCAGUGCAGGCCCAAUACAUGAGCCCCGAGAACGCGCACCAGCUGCGGUCCAUGGUAGCCAUGAACUUUGUCUUCAGCCUCUUCUAUACGCCUACUGGCAUCAUCUCCUGGGUUUAUCCCGCGGAGAUUUUCCCGGUGGAGGUGCGAGCCCUAGGUAACUCCCUGACCACGUUUACGAACUGGACGGUCAACCUGGUCUUUGCCCAGUUUUCUCCCUAUGCGCUUGAUACCGUCGGUUUUCGCUAUUUUUAUCUCUUUUUUGCCCUGAACGUCAUCGCUCUUACUUGCUACCACUUCUUUUACCCCGAAACUAAAGGUCGUUCGCUUGAGCAGAUGGACAAGCUCUUUGGCGAUCAGCUGGUUCCGCACGCUAUGGAAGACCCCGAGGGCGCACUCGCGGCCGUGGAAAAGGAUCAGGCAUUGUCCAGCAAAUUUGAGUUUGAGGAGAAUCGGAAGUCCCGGGUGAAGUGA
Messenger RNA from Aspergillus affinis, 1479 nucleotides. RefSeq names its product sugar porter family MFS transporter. The transcript is spliced from 4 exons. Gene Ontology annotation, molecular function: carbohydrate:proton symporter activity. The record is from RefSeq and is a predicted model, not a curated record. The coding region runs from base 1 to 1479 and encodes 492 amino acids. Gene Ontology annotation, biological process: transmembrane transport; carbohydrate transport. NCBI's taxonomy places the organism in Eukaryota, Fungi, Ascomycota, Eurotiomycetes, Eurotiales, Aspergillaceae. Gene Ontology annotation, cellular component: membrane.